Thermothielavioides terrestris NRRL 8126 is the source of this 2837-nucleotide messenger RNA. RefSeq lists its product as uncharacterized. The transcript has a single exon. Gene Ontology annotation, biological process: protein dephosphorylation; negative regulation of MAPK cascade. The record is from RefSeq and is a predicted model, not a curated record. NCBI's taxonomy places the organism in Eukaryota, Fungi, Ascomycota, Sordariomycetes, Sordariales, Chaetomiaceae. Gene Ontology annotation, molecular function: protein tyrosine/threonine phosphatase activity; MAP kinase tyrosine/serine/threonine phosphatase activity. The coding region runs from base 215 to 2719 and encodes 834 amino acids. Gene Ontology annotation, cellular component: cytoplasm; cytosol; nucleus.
AUCGAGCGCCUCGGAGCAUUUGAAGCACCCUCUGUUUUCUGACCCCACACCCCCCCAGGCGACUAUCAGACGGCGCGCAGGCCACGAGACCAGGCGGCCGCCCUCUUCCCGGACAAAAGGUGGCUGUGGCCCGAUUGAACUACAAGGAGGUCAGGCCGGGCGCGUUUGGCGAUCCGGAAAGCUACAGCCACUCUUGCCUUCUGAGCCACCGAACAUGCCUUCGGCCGUGGCACGACGGUUGUUCGAGGACCAAAUACCCUCCAUCAUGUCCGUCUACGAGGUGGACAGCGGGAUCACGGACCUGGACCAGUCGAAUCCCGUCACGAUAGUCGACCCCAAGCUGGUCAUGGAGGACGCAAAGUUGCCCGGAGAUUCGCGGUCGGCAGCAAGGCCCGGCGCCUUGCCCACGGAUUCCGCCCACAGGCACAACGAUAGCACAUCAACCCAGACGACCGAGUCGGCAGACUCCUCUCCCACAACAACCGUCUCAUGCACUGACUCGUCCGACCUCUCCGACCCGUCUCCGUCCUCGUCUCCUGAUUCUCCCGUUAAUCGAACGCACCUGCCAAGCUUCGCUCCGACCUCCUUUGCGGGGUUAUCCAACAUGGCCACGCUGAGCGUCUCGGACCCGAACCAGGAUCGGCCCAGGACAUCGCCGGCACCCAGACGGCUCAAAAACAUGAAGGGUCUUUCCAUCCAAACACCCUCGGGCUCUCUUUCCUCCUCCCUGCUAUCGGAACCCUCGUCGCCGUCGUUCAUCAAGCCCAUGAUCGCCCCCAUGAAGCGGAAGCCUAGUCAGCUCAGCAUCAAGACAAACUCCUCCGACCUCAUCGCGCGCACGACCCUCGAGGUGCCCAGGUCGCCCACCGUCGCUCCGAUUUUGCAGCGCCGUGCCCUGAAACACUCGGCGUCGACGCCGCAGAUGCUGUCGGGUCUGAGGUCUGCAACGUUCGGCCCAGCUGGCGGCAUGACAAUACCGACCGUCCUGGAGCGCAACGAGUCUGGGCUUUCGUCUUUUUUCCGCCCGCCGCGGCCGCCCGGCACCGCUGGGCUGGAUUCGACCAUCACGGAGGAGGAUUCGCCAAUACGGCCGCAGAUCGCUAAUCGCACUGCCUUUGACACGGAGCCCUACCACGAGGUUGAGAAUAAUGAGGACCAAAAGUCCCCCGGGUAUCCAGAUGGCCCGAUCGCCAUCUACGGCGACAGCGUCUAUCUCUACUUGGAGCCGACCGCAGAAGAGGCGGCUCGCUUCGACGUCGUCAUCAACGUCGCCCGCGAAGUCUCCAACCCCUUUCAGGCCGCCAAGAGCAGGCAAAGAUCGCCAAGUAUCAAGGAGACCCCCGCCGAGGACUCUCCGAUUCCGGACACUGCAGUGACAACCGCCAGUUUCACCACCGCCUAUGAGUACUUCCCUGACGAGGCCGGUGGCGACACGCCAACAACCCCUAAGGCCCAGCCUUUGAAGGAGCCGGAGUACAUCCACAUGCCCUGGGACCACAAUACAGACAUCACUCAGGAUUUGAUGAUGUUGUGCGAGACGAUUGACAAGCGCACGAAGGAAGGGAAGAAGGUGCUUGUACACUGCCAGCAAGGCGCCAGCAGAUCGGCGAGCCUGAUUAUCGCCUACGGCCUGUACCAGAACCCGGAACUGAGCGUCAACGACGCCUACUAUGCCGCUCAGGCGAAGAGUCGGUGGAUAAGCCCGAACAUGAGACUGAUGUACUCGCUGCAGGACUUCCAAAAGGAGGUUUCCAAGAGGAGGCUCGCGUCUAGUGCCGGCUUGAAGCCGCGGUCGGGAAGAAGCCCGACAAAGCACCGCGCGACCCUGUCGGCGGACAACAUCGAGGUGGCACCAAAGAAGCCGCUCUCCGCCCCGCUACCGCCCGACGGACCGGCCUCGAAAAGUGUAAGCCCCGAGCGGAGUCCGGCCCGGGCCCGGGGGAACUCUACUCCAAACCGAGGCGAGCCGAUCUCACCAGGCCCUUCCUCUGCACCGUCGAGCUUUUCGUGGUCCGAAAAGGAGGACGAGUCGGACCCAGGCAAGUUCGGUCGCUUCAAUCUCGACUCUGUUCUUGCGCCCAAGGAAGCCGACUCGGCGUCCACAUCGUCGUCUUUGCCCUCGCAGCCUUUGCCCUCACCAGGGCUUGCGCCUCCGAUGUUGUUGAAACCGCCACGAUUAACGAAGCAUGCUCCCGCGCCAAUAUCGAGACCGCCGCCGUCGCCCGGACUGGUCCCGCCCGAUAUUUCGCGGCCGCCCAUGUCGCCCGGGCUCCCGCCAUCGAAUCCUUCAUUCCCGAGACCACCACCUUCGCCGGGAUUUGGUGCGCACAGGUUCGGGUCGCGGCUCGGUGGCUUGCGGUUUACGUCUCUCAAUCUCGAUCCGUCUCCACCGAAGCCCAAGCCCGUAGCGGAGGAAGAGCCGGCUCCAGAACGGCGCGUCAGGGUCAUGCGAAGCUUCCCCGACGAUGCGGCACUGAUGUCACCACGCGCAGAAACCAUGACCAACAACCCGAUCCAUCAGUCGUUUUCCGGGCUCCCGGGGAUGCAGUUCGUCGAGGUGCCGCCGACUCCAAGCGACGGCGUGUUCUCGCCGCGCGAGACCCUGUUUCCUCGCGAUCCGUUCUACCCAUUCGGUCGAACGACACAGAUCGCCGAUCCGCGCAGCCCUCCGACCAAGGGCGAGACGCCUAUUGUGCGGUCCAUCGACGAUGUGUUAUGAGCGGACAGCAGCCAUGCGGACGGCCGGCCUGCAGACCUUUCGAACAGCAGCGUCGGACCUGCAAUAGCGGUCGAAGCACGGAGACAAUGCCACGAGGAAACCGCGCAUCCAACAUACA